CGAAAAUGUCUAAACACGUCAACGUCAUCAUCUAAAUGGCUUCUAGAUUAAGCAUCUUCAUUGUACUUCUCUCGGGUUUGUUGGAUGUUGGGAGAACAUUGACUUGUAUACCCUGUGAAGAAGCAACGUGCAUUAAUAAAACUGAAGAAGAAUGUCCAGUUGGUACAGUUUAUAACACGUGUGGAUGCUGUAAAGUCUGCGCUAAGAAUGUCGGUGAAGUAUGUGAUGGACCUUAUAAAGUGUAUGGUCAGUGUGGAAGAGGUCUGAUAUGCGUCAAACCAUCCCCACCUCCUGGAAUUGAUAGCUUUCUACAUUAUUUUAAUAUUGAAGGUAUCUGUCAAGUAAACAAUGAAACACUUUAAAAAUAUAUAUUUUUUAAUUUUAAUA
Molecule: messenger RNA, 387 nt
Organism: Centruroides sculpturatus (bark scorpion)
Lineage: Eukaryota; Metazoa; Arthropoda; Arachnida; Scorpiones; Buthidae
Product: venom protein 302-like
Exons: 3
Coding region: 36-362 (108 amino acids)
Biological process (GO): regulation of signal transduction; regulation of cell growth
Cellular component (GO): extracellular region
Molecular function (GO): insulin-like growth factor binding
Source: RefSeq, a predicted model, not a curated record